AACUGCAACCUUGUCAACAACUUUUGCCUUUUUACUGCACAGCCAGUGUUUGUCACAUUCAACACAUUCUUCUUUACGAUACAACAUAGUUGCAACUUCCAAGGAACUCCACAAGAAUGGGAGGGAAAAUCUGGUCCUGGAAGGACUGGUUAGUGUGCCUGCUGCGGCUAUACAUGGACAUAGUCUCCGACUUCCUGUUCGGCGUUUAUAACCGUAUUUUCGGCUCGACACAACGCCUGCCACCCAUCCGCUCUGAUCUCCUCCGCCAGAGCGCCACCGCCCUGGUGCGGCGUAUCCGUGCCGGCGAGCUAACCAGCGCCGACGUGGUGGAAGCCUACAUCCAGCGCAUCCGGGAUGUCAACCCCGCCAUCAACGCAGUCGUCGCCGAGCGCUUCGAGGCGGCGCGUGCGGACGCCCGGGAGCUGGACCGACGUCUGCGCGACACCGGCUUCGAGAACUUGGACGACGGGGAGUUCUCGGAGGCUCGCAAACCCCUUCUUGGCGUCCCUAUCACUGUCAAAGAGUGCCUGCAGGUACAGGGUAUGCCGCAGACCGCGGGGGCGGUGGCCCGAAAACACGUGGUGGCGGAGGCUGAUGCGGAGGCGGUGCACCGGUUGCGCAGUGCCGGGGCCAUCGUUCUCGCAUUGACAAAUAUCUGCGAGAUCUGCAUGUGGUGGGAGACAGACAACAAAGUGUACGGACGGACCCGAAACCCGUAUGGCGUUAACCGUUCGGUGGGCGGGUCGUCCGGUGGAGAGGGCGCCAUUAUCGCCGCCGCGGGGUCACCGUGCGGGAUCGGGUCGGAUAUUGGCGGGAGUAUCCGCAUUCCAUCCUUCUUCUGUGGGGUCUUCGGCCACAAACCCACGCGGGCGUUGACGCCGCUGACGGGGAUGUUUCCGGAAAGCAGUGAGAACACGGCGCGAUUCAACACCGUCGGCCCGUUGUGUCGGUACGCGGAGGACCUUCAACCGUUCUAUAAAGUUGUAUUGGGACCGGAAGCCAAGACGUUAUCCUUGGACACUAUGGUGGAUCUGUCAAAAUUGCGCCUGCACUACAUCCUGCAGAUCGAGCACCCCUUCGUCACGCCGGUGCGUAGUUACAUUAAGGGAGCGGUGCGGAAGGCCGUCAACCACUUGGCAACCAAGCACCGCGCCAAAAUCAUCCCGGAAUCGCAGAUUAAGGACCGAUUGGAAGCCUUUUGCUACACCGCCGAAUUUUGGACGGCCGAAGUUAUUCAUGAUCCCAACCAUUCCUUCUCGGCGGACAUGCUGAAUGGAGUCGGGAAGUUGCAGCCGCGUGCGGAAUUUUUCCGAUGGAUCCGCGGCCGCUCGGAACACACGCUGCCAGCUAUCCUUCUGGCCGCUAUGGAACAAGCCACACCCACUGACCAGAACCGGAAGCACUGGAGCAAAGUGCGCGAUGACUUGGAAAAGGAGAUCGUGGACAUUCUAGGCAACGACGGCAUUCUUAUUAUGCCCACGCAUCCUCGCACGGCGCCCUACCAGAACCAGCCUAAAGCGAUGCACCUCAACACUAUCUACACAACCCUCUUCAAUGCCCUGGGUCUGCCGGUGACCCAUGUGCCGAUGGGCCGGGACGGGUUGGGACUGCCGUACGGCAUUCAGAUCAUCAGCAGUCACUACAACGAUCAUCUCACGCUGGCGGUGGCCUGUGAGCUGGAGAAGACGUUCGGCGGCUGGCGAGAGCCGACUUAAAUUGGAGCAACAUGAGCGGUGCGAUGUAUGUGGAUUCGUGUGUUUCUUGACCUUCCUGUACUUUCUGUAUUUCUGUUCGCUGUCCUUCGUCCUAGCAACUUCCUGUGCUUCUUCUGUUCUCUGGUUACGGUUCUUGCCAAUACAUUCAGUCGGUUCUCUGCUCAGUUGCGAUACACAUUACAGUCCUACGAUACGAAUCCAAUUCCAUAUCAUACCUACAGUACACAUAUCCUAAGAUCUCACAACCGGUUGCCGGUCUGCCGCUAUAUAUGAUUGCUGGCUGUUAAGCAACUGAGCAGUUUUUUUCAGGACCGAGUAAUUUCAUGUCGUGACCUGAAUUUUAGACUAUCUAGCUAAAAGGUUCUAUCGUUAUUUUUUUCUGUCUUGCACGGAGCACAAGCCCACGGGGCGAGUUUGUUAUUACCGAAUGCCGGCUUUAAUUUUGCUUUGGCAUUCACUGCUGCCUUUAAUAUGCAUCGAUCCUGUUUAUAGAAACGGUUUCUGAUCCUGUCUGUAAACUCUACAUUUCUACAGAAAGUUCGCUUUUUGUUAGUAAUAGCCGAAAUGUUGUCAUGCGGAGAAAUUCAUUUCAUAUGCACGAAGGUAGAAAAGCACAAACCAAAGAGCACAAACUUUAACAUCUCGUUUGCUAUGAUCAAAACAUUUCCCAGUCAUCUGCAUUCGUUGCACGACUUCUGUCGUUUUAUGUCCCGAAUUCCGGACGGCCAUGCAGCCACAAAACGAUUUGCUGCCCCACAACCUGCCCCAUUUCAUCGAGGAUCGCUUGUUCGAUAGCGGUAGUAGCGCCCAGCGCUGCGGCCGUAUUCAGCGCAUGUCCAAUCCAAGCUGCAGUUUGGAUGUAGUGCUGC
Messenger RNA from Paramacrobiotus metropolitanus, 2584 nucleotides. Its product is annotated as fatty-acid amide hydrolase 2-like. NCBI's taxonomy places the organism in Eukaryota, Metazoa, Tardigrada, Eutardigrada, Parachela, Macrobiotidae. The transcript is spliced from 4 exons. The record is from RefSeq and is a predicted model, not a curated record. The coding region runs from base 117 to 1715 and encodes 532 amino acids.